Molecule: messenger RNA, 1143 nt
Organism: Sodiomyces alkalinus F11
Lineage: Eukaryota; Fungi; Ascomycota; Sordariomycetes; Glomerellales; Plectosphaerellaceae
Product: glycylpeptide N-tetradecanoyltransferase
Exons: 3
Coding region: 1-1143 (380 amino acids)
Source: RefSeq, a predicted model, not a curated record
AUGGUCGCAGGCAAUCGCUUCCCCACGGUCGAGGAGACCUUAAGCCACCCCGCCUACCCUGGUGUGACUUGGAAUCUCGAGCCUCACCAAAAGGGGCUUCUUCCCUGUGCCAAUGAUCGAGGAGGGCCCGUCAACAUCUACUGGGAGAUCCACGGCAAUGGACCAAGAAAGCUAAUUCUCAUCAUGGGCCUCGCCGGCCUCUCCUCCUCCUGGCAACGCCAAACAAAACACUUCGGCCACGACCGCGGCGACACCUACUCCGUCCUCUUAAUCGACAACCGCGGCGUCGGCCAGUCUUCCGCCCCCAUCCAGCGCUACUCCACCUCCCACAUGGCCCGCGACGCCCUCGAAGUCAUCGACCACGUCGGCUGGUCCGCGCCCCGCUCCCUGCACCUCGUCGGCAUCUCCCUCGGCGGCAUGAUCUCCCAGGAGCUCGCCUGCCUGAUCCCCGACCGCCUCGCCUCCCUCACCCUCCUCUGCACCACCGCGGGCAUGGACACCUCCAGCUCGCCCCUCGCCACCCUGCGCGACCGCAUCGGCAUGUUCAUCCCCAAAUCCGUCGGCCGCGCCGUCGAGGACACCGCCCUCAAGCUCUUCACCGACGAAUGGCUCCAUGCCCCGGACGAGGCCGCCGAGUUGCCCGUUCCCGGCGUCACCCCGCGCUGCGGACCACCAGUCGUUCCCGAGGGCGAUGCAGGUGCAGGUGCAGGUGCAGCAGGACCAGGACAAGGACAAGGACAAGCACAAGGACAAGGAGGGGGAGAAUACCUCCGCUUCGACUCCAACUUUCAGCGCUUCCAGGCCCAGGAGCUCAACAAGCGCCUCGACGCGAGGAGGUACACCCGCACCGGGUUCCUCAUGCAGCUCGCCGCCGCCGCCUGGCAUCACAAGUCCCCCGAGCAGCUGAAGGAACUGGGGGACAAGGUCGGGAGGCACCGCAUCGCCGUCGUGCACGGGGACGCCGACGUCAUGAUCGACGUACAGCAUGGCCGGAAACUCAUCGAGUCGCUGCAGCCGGGCGUCGGGCUCGUCGUCGAGGGCAUGGGCCACGCGCCGGUCAUGCAGAACGUUGCGUGGCUUCACGAGUUCCUGGAGGAGAGGGUCACGGCGUGUGAGGAGGCGCCGAAGAAUCCUGUGACCUAA